Pyricularia pennisetigena is the source of this 243-nucleotide messenger RNA. RefSeq lists its product as uncharacterized. The transcript has a single exon. The record is from RefSeq and is a predicted model, not a curated record. The annotation marks the transcript as partial. NCBI's taxonomy places the organism in Eukaryota, Fungi, Ascomycota, Sordariomycetes, Magnaporthales, Pyriculariaceae.
UGUAAAGUUCUGUCGCCAAGCUGCCUAGUUCGACGGUGGCUUGUGUUCGCUCUUGUUUUGACGUUUUGGUGCUGUAGCAAACGAGGGCGCCCCCUUGACGAUUUGGAGAUUGUCGGCCGGUCAAAUUAUGAUUGGGUAAAACCUAUGUGUUUUGGCAGGGGGAGUAAGCAAGGGAUGCCAGCAAAACUUUCAACGGCGACACGUUUUCAUGUGGUGCAGUUACUUGGGGGCUGUACGUUGUAG